This is a messenger RNA of Drosophila novamexicana, 2333 nucleotides long. It is a transcript of the gene PH4alphaEFB, whose product is annotated as prolyl 4-hydroxylase subunit alpha-1. The transcript is spliced from 11 exons. Gene Ontology annotation, biological process: peptidyl-proline hydroxylation to 4-hydroxy-L-proline. Lineage: Eukaryota; Metazoa; Arthropoda; Insecta; Diptera; Drosophilidae. The record is from RefSeq and is a predicted model, not a curated record. Gene Ontology annotation, cellular component: endoplasmic reticulum. The coding region runs from base 428 to 2086 and encodes 552 amino acids. Gene Ontology annotation, molecular function: protein binding; procollagen-proline 4-dioxygenase activity; iron ion binding.
CAGUGUAGACAGGGUCCAAAAGCAGCCAGAAGCGAAUGCAAAACAAAGGCAAUACAAAAGAAAUAAAAAAUAGCAGGACUGUUUAGAAACUGAAUAUAUAUAUAUAUCUAUCUGUUCGCGUGUGCAAAUAUUUUGUUUAGUGCUUGAUUUAAUACAAGUCUAUGUAAUCGUUAAAUCCGUAUUCGCCGGCUGUGGACAGAACUCUAGAAUUCGACUCAGCUGCGGUCUGUGCGUGCGCGAAAGAAAACCCAAUAAACUGUAAACAAAAGGUGAAGAGACAACGCGUAAUAACAAUAACAGAGGAAAGUACAAGGAAAGCGACGCCCACACUUUGAGAUUUUUUUGGUGCUGCAGCAGCAGAGACUGGCGCAUUGUUGAAAGGGCAACAAGUUCCCAGGAAAUCAGAAAACAUAGACUGGGCUACACGAUGUCGUCCUGUCUGCGUCUGCAGUUGGCGCUCGGCGUCCUUGUGCUCGCCCUGACUGGGGUGGCGGUGCGCGGGGAGCUGUACACGGCUCUGGCGGAAAUGGAGGAGCUACUUGAGACUGAAUCUGUAUUGAUAAGCAAUUUAGAAGGCUACAUUCGCGUGCAGGAGGACAGGCUAAGCUAUCUGAAGAACAAAAUGGAUGAAUACCAAAGAGAGCAUGCGGAUGCUGCUAGCGAUAUAACCGCCUACGUAUCGAAUCCCAUCAAUGCGUAUUUGCUGACCAAACGACUGACCACUGACUGGCGGCAGGUGGAGAAUCUCAUGGGGCACGAUGUGGGCACAGAUUUUGUGCAGAACCUCACGCAAUAUCGCAACGUGUUGAAGUUUCCCUCGGAUGAGGACCUCAAUGGCGCGGCGGUGGCGCUGCUCCGACUGCAAGACACCUAUCAGCUGGACACGUCCAGUGUGGCACGGGGCAAGCUGAACGGCAUACAGUACAGCACGGCAAUGUCCUCGGAUGACUGCUUCGAGCUGGGUCGACAGUCGUACGUGAACCGGGACUACUAUCAUACGGUGCUCUGGAUGAACGAGGCCAUGUCCCGUAUGCUGGAGGAGCCACACAAUCAGACGCAAAGCUUUACGCGUGCCGAUGUCCUCGAAUACCUCGCCUUCUCCACGUACAAGCAGGGCAAUGUUGAAAGCGCACUGACCAUGACAAAUGAGCUGCUGCAAUUGCUGCCCAACCACGAGCGGGCCAAUGGCAACAAGAAGUUCUAUGAAAAGGAAAUUGCCCACCUGAAGGAGCUGCAGAAGAUGAAGGGUGACGAUGGCACCGAUGAAAUGCCCGUUUCCGAUCUGCCUGUGGCCAAGAGCGACCCCGGCGUCUUUGACAUGACCGAGCGCAAGGCCUACGAAAUGCUCUGUCGCGGUGAGCUGAAGCCUUCGCCGUCAGAGCUGCGUCCGCUUCGCUGUCGCUAUGUCAACAACAAUGUGGCCUUUUUAAGGCUGGCCCCGCUCAAGCUGGAGGAGGCCUACAUGGAUCCAUACAUUGUUAUUUAUCACGAUGCCAUGUACGACAGCGAGAUUGAGAUAAUCAAGCGCAUGGCCCGUCCACGUUUCCGCCGCGCCACCGUUCAAAACUCGGUGACGGGCGCCCUGGAAACGGCCAACUAUCGCAUCAGCAAAUCCGCCUGGCUCAAGACCACCGAGCAUCGUGUCAUUGGCACAGUGGUGCAGCGCACCGCGGACAUGACGGGCCUGGACAUGGACUCCGCCGAGGAGCUGCAAGUGGUUAACUACGGUAUUGGCGGCCAUUACGAGCCGCACUUUGAUUUCGCGCGGCGCGAGGAGAAACGCGCCUUUGAGGGCCUCAAUCUUGGAAAUCGCAUUGCCACCAUGUUGUUCUAUAUGAGCGAUGUGGAGCAGGGUGGCGCUACAGUCUUUACCUCGCUGCAUGCGGCUCUGUGGCCCAAGAAGGGCACGGCUGCUUUUUGGAUGAAUCUGCAUCGCUCCGGCGAGGGAGAUGUGCGCACGCGACAUGCAGCGUGUCCUGUGCUCACAGGCAGCAAAUGGGUGUCCAACAAGUGGAUACACGAGCGCGGCCAGGAGUUCAGAAGACCCUGUGACCUGACUGCUGAUCAUGGUGAUUUUGCCAUUUAGUGCAAUGUUCGAGGAGAGAACUUAAGCUGAAGCCGGAAUCUCAUUUACCAGCUGACCAAUGUGCUUACUACCCACUUCUACUUACUUUGCAUUCUAACAUAUCUUUAAGAACUUGCCGGCCGGAAUUCUCAUAAUCUUUUCCUAUUGUAAAUACUCAACCCAAAAAUGAGGGUCCGGCUGCUGUCAAAAAUCAUUUAUUUUCAACUACAUACCAUGACUUGGCAUUAGUUUUAUUUUAGACAUGCUA